Molecule: messenger RNA, 918 nt
Organism: Talaromyces proteolyticus
Lineage: Eukaryota; Fungi; Ascomycota; Eurotiomycetes; Eurotiales; Trichocomaceae
Exons: 1
Coding region: 1-918 (305 amino acids)
Source: RefSeq, a predicted model, not a curated record
AUGUACCCUAUCAACACCUCUAUACGCGAAAUCAGUGACAACUCUUGGUUGAUUGCAGAUAAUUUGUUGCUUAGUCGCCAGCAAACAGUAUCUCCCAGUCUGGCCUCAUGGAGCGAUGAAAAUGGCGCCUUUUUUGUUCUUUCUAGUGCCACUGCUCCAAUUCCCGAAACACGGCCACUUCCGGCAACAAGUGAACUUCAGAAAGUUUAUGACGCAGGUGAUGUCUCGGCAGUCUGGCGCGUUGGAGAAGCUUUUAUCAAAUUAAAAGAUCUCAUUACACCAAAAGCAACAAGAGAGCAUACGACCUUACAAUACCUACGGGAUAAGCAUCCGCUUGACUUUAACAUUCCGGAGGUCUAUUACUAUGCAGACCUCGGUAAGCGGUAUUUGAUUAUUCUCGGAAGGCUUCCUGGUCUUACCCUGAAUGACAUAUGGUAUGAAAUGGAUGAGACCGUAAGACAGGCGUGUGUAUCUCGUAUCGCCAACAUCUGCAAGUCUUUGACGACAUGGACGGGUGAAUCUAUUAGUGGCGUUGAUGGGAAUCAGCUGACAGAGGAAUACUUAAUCAAGCCUCGUGCUGAAAUGGACUUUGAUCCUAGUCAUCUUCUUAAGAGUUGUGACGAAAUAGGGAUGGAUUGCUCGUCCUUUGUUUUCUAUCAUUGUGACUUAGGGCCUGGGAAUAUCCUUUUUGAUAGAACCGAUUGUUCUAUUGGCAUCAUCGAUUGGGAAACAGCUGGGUAUGUUCCAAAGGAGUGGAUUCGAACCAAAUUUCGUUGUUCGAGUGGGAUGGAUUUGCCGGAGAAACUUGAAGAAGUUAUUCCGCAGCAUGACUGGAGGCGGCGUGUUUCUCAAGAGCUAGAGAAAUUGGGGUUCUCUGAUGUUGUCGAGAACUGGUUAACUUGGUGGGCGGUAAAAUAA